GGAGGGGUGGGGGGGGUUCUCCCAGCAUCGGUAUGCCUGCCUACCUCCUUUCUAGUCCAGACAUAGUUGCUGCUCCUCUGGAUAGAAACAACAGCUGAGGUGUGAUUCUAAACAUCAGUCGCCCUGCGCAGCGCCUUCAUCCCCUCGGCUCACGGCAGCCUGCUGCGAUCUCACUGUGGAGGACGGGAAGACAAGACGAGAAGCACGUAGAGCCUGUGGAAAGAGGCGACAAACGAGUGGAAGAAGAAGCAGAAGCGAGCGGUCUGAAAAAAGAGGAGAUAUUCCACUUGAUGUCUCCUUCCCGCAAUUCACGUACGCGGCAGGUUACAACGGUAACCGUGAUGUCGGUUUACUGGAAGCUGUGACUCUGGACUACAGACGGGUAAGAGAGGGCUUCAAUCUGUGCUUUCUGCAGCUGCAGCAGAUGUUGAAGACCUCUUUGACUUUAUAGGGAGUGGAGGCAUUUCAGGCAUAGAUUGCACUGGAAUUCCUUUAAACAAAGUCACAUUUUACUCCGGGUUUUUUCUCCCUUCCCUUCUGUGCCUGCAGCUGGGAGGUUUGCUGAACCGGAAAGAGGAGAAGGAAUACGCAUUUUUGUUUUGUGCGUUUUUUCUGGGUUUUUUUCCUCAGUUUUGUAUAUUCGUGUAAAAGUACCCCCCCGCCGCCCCCUACCCCGAAGACUUCUCACCUUUCCCUGUCCUUUCCGUCGCUCCUGCAUUUGAAAUGGCAGAUGGCGACAGGCUCGUCGGCGAACCGCAGCGCGGAGCUUUUUGUUUGGACUGAAACCACGCUGCUCUGAGAACCAGCCGUUCACUAGUGGACGCCAUCGUACCCUCUAGUGCCCCCACCCGAGAGAGGCUCUUAUUCCUGUCCGAGAUGAUGAAUUCCUCCCUGGAUCCACUGAACCAGAGCUCUGCUGACCCGUCAAACACGUCUUCUCCUUUCUGCCUACUUGCCAUAAGCUACUCCCAGGUUUUCACCACCUGCCUUCUGGAAGUCUCCAUCAUAUGUCUCCUCGCUGUCCUCAUUAUUUCUGGCAACCUGGUGGUGAUCUUUGUGUUUCACUGCGCCCCUUUGCUCAGCCAGCACACCACCAGUGCGUUCAUCCAGACCAUGGCGUACGCCGAUCUGCUGGUGGGGGUCAGCUGCCUGUUCCCCUCGCUGUCCCUCCUCCACCGCCUCCAGGGGCUCGACCCCAGGCUCACCUGCCAGGUGUUCGGCUACAUGGUGUCCGUUCUGAAAUCCGUUUCCAUGGUGUCGCUGGCGUGCGUGAGCGUCGACCGCUACGUCGCCAUCACGCGCCCGCUGACCUACGCCUCCCUGGUGACGCCGUGUCGAGUGCGGUGCUGCAUCGCCCUGAUCUGGUUGUACUCGGCGCUGGUGUUCCUGCCGUCUUUUCUCGGGUGGGGGAAGCCCGGUUACCACGGGGACGUGGUGGAGUGGUGCGCGGUGGAGUGGCGGACCUCCCCGGCCUUCACCACCUUCAUAGUGAUGCUGCUGUACGCGCCGGCCGCCCUCACGAUCUGCUUCACCUACGUCAACAUCUUCAAGAUCUGCCGGCAGCACAACCGGGAGAUCAGCGAGCGCCACGCGCGCUACCGGCCCCAACAGUCGCAGGGCCCGGGGUCGGCGGCGGAUCAGGGGCGGUCGUCCCUCUUGGCGCAGACGGCAAAAUCCCAGCCGCAGUAUCAGCAGCCCACAUCGACGUACCCGGACAAGCGAUACGCCAUGGUGCUGUUUCGCAUCACGAGCGUGUUCUACAUCCUGUGGUUGCCCUACAUCCUCUACUUUCUGUUGGAGAGCGCCGGGAUCUACCACCACCCUGCCGCCUCAUUCCUAACCACGUGGCUGGCCAUCAGCAACAGCUUCUGCAACUGCCUCAUCUACAGCCUCUCCAACUCCGCCUUCAGGAAGGGCCUCAAACGCCUCUGCUCCUUCUGUCUGCAGCGCGGCGGCGGCGGGGUUCGGAGCACCAAAAAGGCUUUCGUUGGUUCGGUUGAGAGAGGAUGUGGAGGACAGGAGUAUGGAUACGGUGGUGGGGAAAUAGGAAUUGGCACGACGUGUCACGUGUAGAGUCCACAGGGAGGAGCGCACUUGUGCCAAAUUGGCAUUUGAACCGGUUAAAAGACGCCUGGUUUGACGGCUGUAACACGUGUCCUCUUUUUAAGCAUCGGCGUGCCGCAAAGAGCUGGAUUAAGGUGUGAAUUUGCCGCCACCGUCUCUGGUGCAUUCGGAGGUUACACAGCGUCCUCUGUGCGCGCGAUGGGGCUGGCAAAGACGGAGAAAAGGAGUCGAGAGCAAAGCCAUGAAAGGUUUUUUUUUUAAACCGAAGCAGAGUUUCUCGUUGAAAAGAAGGAGAGAAAAACUUUAUGAGGUUGAACAUUUGCAUCUUUUAGGUUUCCUUAAAUAGGAUAUCAAUCCGUAAUUUAUUUUGCAAAAAACACGAAGUUGUUGUUGAACAAUGCAGCCCUUGUUGCUAGUUAUUCAGGACAAUUACAAACAGAACUGAAGUUGACUUGGUUUAGUAAUGUGAUGCUGAGGUGAACCGAUCAUGUCCUCGCCCUCUGUGUCUAAAUACUUAAAGCGAUGCUGCAGUUUGUUUGUGCAUUUGUUUGGCUUAUUGACUGAGCUUAGUCUGUUAAAAAGAAAACAAUCCUGUUCUAUGUCUUUUUGAUGUUUGCAUUGACUGAACUGAUUUUGGUUUGUCGACAUGAGACGUCGGUUCACUGACAUUUGCAUUCAGGCUAUUGUCAUUGUUUUCUGAUUGAAGGUGUGUAUUUAAGUUUAGGGUUCUCACCUUGAGCAUGCUGUCGGGUAUAUAAUAUGAGAUGCUGCUCAUCUUGGUUGUAACAUAAAAAAAAAGAUAACUUUAGUUUCUAUCUUUCUUCAAAUCUGUUUCAUUGCACUUCUGUUGUUUUUAUGACCAAACACAAGUAGUUUCAUAAAGAAAGUUAAGAAACAUGUAUAUCAACUUAUUAUACAAUUAUUGUUGGUACAUUUUUUUUUUUUUUUUUCAAGGCUUUGAUCAAAGAAAAGCGUUGCGCUCAUAGAAGAAUGACCCUCGAACUGUGAUCCUGACUAGUCUUAGGAAUUUGCUUAGAGAAUAAUCUAAUGAUUAGUCUUUGAUAUAAAUGUGGGGAUUUCAUAAUUCCAGAUUCUCGCAAAUAAUUACUGUGUUACAAACCUUGGUGUACUUUAUUUAUUUGUAUUCCAAUUAACUUCCACAAUGGGGUUGUUUUUCGUGCUGGGGUCAACAAAAAACAACUAAACUGUUUUCAGUUAACUAAAACAAGAAAAGUGUUCCACGAGAUACGUGAAGCAGCUCUGCAUACGAAACAACAACAAUAAUAGUGCAAUGGAUAUAAACAAAAUAGUCAUUAAUACACAAAGAAAAAUGAUAAUAAUAAUAAUAAAAGCUAUCAAAAGGAUUCUAAAAACAAACCAUAAUGACUUCUGCACAAGAGUGAUCAAUUAUUUCCUUUUUGAAAGGUCUGUCCGAUGUGGGUAGCAAAUCCCAAGAAGAACAAACACUAUUUCCUUCUUGACGAUGGACUAGAUUUCUAUCUGUCCUCCACAGCGACCCAUUAAAAACCAAUCACGCGACUCACACAUUAGCACAUAAAGAACAUUGAAAAUCUAAUGUUCCUCAGCUGCACUUAACCAAAUGACUGGGCAGUCCUCCAGGUGUAUUGUGCUGUGACUGAAUUGUUGUCCCUGCAUUCCUGGAGGUGUGCGUGUGCGUGUGCAAAUGCACAAACACAGGUAUAUCUCAUGUUAACAGAGCAGACCCACAUCGUCCAUCCGUCCCCGAGAGCAGUUUUGGGGGAUUCUUUUCAUGUAAAACACAUUUAGCAGAUCAGCUGAUAUUAAUCAAAUACUGAUAAUAUUAUCACUACUUUCAACCACGGACCCUUGUGUCACUUUAUCUAAAUGCAGAUAUGAUCACUUUAGAUGUUUUAGCUAAUUUACCAAAGAAAGUAAAAUUCUUGGACAUUCUAAAAAUAAAAUGCCAAUGGGUUUUACAAAAGCUUUGUGUAGGUCAUCACUGCGUUGUCACAGCAAUGCCUUGUGUGCAUGGUUUCGACUGUUAUAUAGUGAUAUUUUGUUGCCUUGAUGCACAAAUUAACAUGAAUUCUUGGGAAAAGUGUUUUUCCUUACAUUUCCGCAGGGCUUAAUUUGUAGACUCCUGACUGUUUUUAGAGGGAAGGGCACGGACUGUUGAUAUGUGCGUCAGCCCGCCUCCAUUCCCCACUCACUAAUGACUACAUGAGUCCAUGUGUCCGCAGUUAGCAAAUGUCACCGUUAAUUCAGCUACACUUUAAAAAAACCCCCUCAAUUUUCAAUAAUAGUUCCUCUCUUCUGUAAAACACAUGACUCAAUACAGUUAUGUCUUGUCUUCUAAUUUAUUUGAUCUCGUGUGUGUGUGUGUGUGUGUGCGCUGAAUUUAACGGUGCUCUGGCGUCGGUGCUAACAGAUUCUCAUCGCUUCGUUAGCCGCGAGUCACUUCCCUCGAGAUGAGGUACAAUGGUGGUAGAUUCACAAGCGCAUCUAGUUAUCCGUGAAGCGUGGCCAAGUACUGUUACUCUGCCUACUGUGUGAAGAAAUAAUCAUGUGCAGAAACAGCGUAUCGAAUGUUGAAAGUUAUAUUUUUGUAAAAUGACCUCCUUUCUGUCUAUUUACUUGUGAAAAGUUGUGACCUCUGAUUUUAGACUUGAGCAGCAUGCUCACCUCUUAAGAUGAAUCUCUAGGGCGAUGCGUUUUAUUCCUUGUUCUGCUGUCUUUUGCGAUUGGUUGAAGGUAGAUAACGUGGAGGUUGAGGGAAGAGGAAAGCUGUUAUGAGGGGAUGAACCCGGUGGUGGUGAUUGUGUGGAGGUGCAGCGACAUGUUGGUUAGAAAGAACAUCUGUAGGUAAAAAGCCGUCUGACAGGAGAGAGGAACAAGACUGCUGACGGGGCACAAAAAUGAGUCGGUUUGACUUAAAAACUGGCAGGCCUGUGCAGAUGUGGUUGUACAGGUAUGAAAAUAAAAACACGCUUAACAAUGGGUCCAAAGGACAAACAUUACACUGGUUCCUAGCUUUCUUAUCUUAAGGCUUUUUGUGUGUUUCCAGAGUCCUUCUAUUAUGCACAUGUCAAGAUGAAAUAAAUCAUUUUAAGCCUUUUACAAAUUAUCAAGAAAAAUUAGUCCACUGCUGCUUCAUUAUCAUCAUCAUCCUCUCAUCGUAUGUUGUUAGCCCACGCGGCACUAGUUGCGUCGCCAAUUUUCAGAACCGAGCCUAUGAGCCUUGUGAACAAGCGCGCCUCUAUGUAGCAUACUGUAAAUGUGGACCAAAGUGAACAUGAAGUUUGUAGUAACUGUAUUUGACACAGCAGCGAUGAUUGGGGCCUUAUGUGAAACGACCUGUAACAUUCAAUGGUUAUCUUGAACAUACUGUUUUCUAAAUACUGGUUGGCUGUUCUCGGAGUCCAUCGGACCCUGAAUGGGCAGCACAGCCUCGUUCUUGUUGUAAAAUGUAACGGUAUUUUUCAUCAGAUUUUCUUGGUAAUGUUAUCUCGUAAGGCUUAUGACGCAGCUCUUCCCAGGAACAGAUUAUCAUCACAUUAAAACAAGACCGCUGUUGCAAAUCGUUGGUGUGAAAACAUCCGCAUGGGACUUUUGUCACUGAAAGAUGGCUCAGUCAACAAAAGGGCAUCUUGAGAAAAUAAGCCACUGUACACAUACAUCUGUUACUGUAUUGAUCAUGACAAACUGUCAUAUUUUAUACGUCAGGGGUGUUGACUUUGUGAUUUAGCUGUUUGUAAGCGGUAUGCAUUGAUAGAUGGAGAAUGUGACGCAAGAGGCCAAAUAUGUCAUGAAAGAGAGUCCCUGUGAAUCUUUCAAAUGUUUUCACGUCAUCACGUGAUGCUGUGUCGGGUUAAAAGCCCAUGUGGUAUUACAUCAUGUACAUGUUGUGGAUGUGUACUGCGCAAAUAAACGUGAUGCUAUCUCAAUGUA
Molecule: messenger RNA, 5994 nt
Organism: Gasterosteus aculeatus aculeatus (three-spined stickleback)
Lineage: Eukaryota; Metazoa; Chordata; Actinopteri; Perciformes; Gasterosteidae
Source: RefSeq, a predicted model, not a curated record